GUAAAACGCCACCAGCAGAGCAGAAGUGAGUGUGUGGAUGUGUGAGUGAGUGCGUCUUUGAGCUUUAGAGGAUCGAAUUAAACCCACAGAAGAAUUGUUUUAUGGUGAAAAUGCAUCCAGUCCGAGUCUCGAUUCCAUCGUUCCGUUCAGAAAACAACUCGGUGGAGAAAGGAUACACGGUCUUCAAAAUCGACGUGUUGGUGAAUGGCAGGCUGCACAGUGUUGAGAAACGCUACAGUGAAUUCCACGCCUUGCAUAAAAUGUUAAAGAAAAGCAUAAAGCCUCCAGAGAUUCCUUCAAAGCAUGUCAGAAACUGGGUUCCCAAAGUCCUGGAGCAGAGGAGGCAGGGCCUGGAGCUCUACCUGCAGACUGUAAUUAUGGAAAACGAGGCUCUUCCCAAAAUAUUCCUGGAUUUCCUCAACAUUCGCCAUUUUCCUUCAGUGCCAAAAACAGAGAGCUGUGGGUCUUUUGAUACAGAAUCAGAGGAACUGAGUAAACUGUCUCAUCAGCCAGUCAUGCUGCAUCUAAGAGAUCCCUACCUCCUCCCCUCUGCACACGAUGCGUUUUCUAACGUUGUGGUUGAAGGGGUGAUACACGGAGUUUUCUGCCCGGACCUUCAGCCGAGGUAGAGCCGCAGAGAUGAGCACGAAGGGCGUGUCGCCACGAGCGCGUGCUCCUCACCGUUUUAGGUUUGCAUCAGGAAGAACGUGCAUGUGAAGAUACUCUGAGCCCCGUUUUUAAUGCGAAUAACAAAUACUUGAUAUUUUUUUAAACUAAAAAGAAGAUUCCUGGUUUCAGCAGAAAACGGUCGCAUCUUGAACACUAACUUUCAUAAAUUUACUUUAAAACUCAAAACCUCACAGGCUAAAACAUUUGGAUCUUUUGGAGUGUGAAAAUGUAACAAUUUCUGUAUUUUUUGGGAAAGUUAUGAAAUAAUUCAGCACACGGAAACAACUGGAAACAUCAAUAAGGAACUUAUUUGUGUAGAAGGAAAAGAACAGGUGUUGUAGAGAGUUUAGUGUGUGAGAGGACACAGUUUCAGGAGCCGCUUUAAGUUUUGUUGCGACUUUUAAAAUUUGUCUUAA
Molecule: messenger RNA, 1085 nt
Organism: Nematolebias whitei (Rio pearlfish)
Lineage: Eukaryota; Metazoa; Chordata; Actinopteri; Cyprinodontiformes; Rivulidae
Gene: snx24
Product: sorting nexin 24
Exons: 7
Coding region: 102-629 (175 amino acids)
Molecular function (GO): phosphatidylinositol phosphate binding
Source: RefSeq, a predicted model, not a curated record